AUGGAUCGUCGCGAAGCAUGGAAGGAGACUGUGAGGGAGUUGUGUUUUGGCAAUGACUCUUCCGAUGAGGAAGAUAAUUUGUUCCUAGCCACUGUGAGUGAGUUGCACCAGGCGGAGGCAUCACAGCGGGGACCGUGGGGUGGUUCAUUGCCAGGCCGACGGCGUAUCGAGCGGAACCGGCUGGAGGGGCAUCAUAGGUUGUUUAAUGACUACUUCGCCGAUCACCCGGUGUACCCAGAUUACAUCUUCCGUCGCAGGUUUAGGAUGAAACGGGACCUAUACCUCAAGAUUGUACAGGCAGUUGCGGACCAGGACCCGUGGUUCCAACAGAGGAGGAAUGCUGCUGGCGAGCUCGGCCUGUCGGCAUUGCAGAAAGUCACUGCGGCGUUUCGUAUGCUCGCGUACGAUGCUCCCGCCGAUUCUCUCGAUGAGUGCCUCCGCCUAGGGGAGUCCACUAUAAUUGAGAGUAUGAGACGGUUUGUACGAGCCGUGGUCGGGGUAUUCUGGGACGAGUACCUCCGUGCUCCUAAUGAGGAGGACACGGCGCGCUUGAUUACUAUGAACGAGCGAAGAGGGUUCCCCGGGAUGCUCGGAAGCAUAGAUUGUAUGCAUUGGAGGUGGAAGAACUGUCCAACAGCGUGGUCUGGUUCCUUCUCGGGCCACGUGAACUCACCGACAAUUAUCCUAGAGGCCGUGGCGUCACAGGACUUGUGGAUUUGGCAUGCUUUCUUCGGCAUGCCUGGUUCGCUAAACGACAUCAACGUUCUUCACCGCUCCCAUCUCCUCGACAAUCUUGCCACUGGAGUGGCCCCCCAGGUCCAAUAUUCCAUUAACGGACAUGACUACACCAUGGGGUACUACCUUGCAGAUGGUAUCUAUCCGGAAUGGGCCACCUUCGUGAAGCCUAUUCCUUGUCCAGUUGGGAGGAAGCGCCAGCACUUCGUCGUUCAGCAGGCGGCAUUAAGGAAGGAUGUGGAACGUGCCUUUGGGGUCCUCCAAGCCAGGUUCCCCAUAGUGAGGGGGGCUACGAGGAUAUGGGACGAGGAAACACUGCACAAUAUCAUGACCGCCUGCAUUAUCAUGCAUAACAUGAUAAUCGAAGAUGAGAGACCCGAAGGGGACGUCGAACACGUGUACGACGGUUCAGGUGUUCCUGUUGAGGCAUCACGCAACCUAACACCCACACUUGAAGCAUUUGCACACCGGUAUGGGAUGAUAACUAGCAGGCAUGGGCACCACCAACUGCGUGACGAUCUUGUCGAGCAUCUGUGGCAGUUCCACGGAGUAGAGUAG
Phragmites australis (common reed) is the source of this 1293-nucleotide messenger RNA. RefSeq lists its product as uncharacterized. The transcript has 2 exons. The record is from RefSeq and is a predicted model, not a curated record. NCBI's taxonomy places the organism in Eukaryota, Viridiplantae, Streptophyta, Magnoliopsida, Poales, Poaceae. The coding region runs from base 1 to 1293 and encodes 430 amino acids.